AUGUCAAACCAAAAGACCUAUUAUUUCAAUCCAGCACAGGAAAUCCCUUCUCUCAAUGGCAAAGUCAUCCUUAUCACUGGCGCCAACACCGGUCUUGGAAAAGCCACGGCCCUUGAGCUCGUCAAACACAACGCAGCUCAUGUGUACAUCACCACUCGAAACUCUACCAAGGGUAACUCUGCUCUAGAAGAAGUCAAAGGCGUCGCAUCUGAGGGUACCAAAGUUUCGCUUCUGGAGUUGGACCUUUCCAGCUUCGACAGCAUCAAGGCAGCAGCCAAGGACUUCCUAGGCCGCGAGGACAGACUUGAUGUUCUCUUGCUUAACGCUGGCGUCAUGGGGGCACCUCCCGUUCUCACCAAAGAUGGCUACGAGAUGCACAUGGGUACCAAUCAUCUUGGCCACGCUCUGCUCUUGAAGCUUCUCGCACCAGUCCUUGACAAGACACCGGAUGCGAGGGUGGUACACUUGUCAUCUGCUGGCUUCCGUCACGUCGGACCUAGUGGUAUCGAAUUCGACACUCUCAAAUCUGCGACCAGUCCGACACCACUUCCUCUUCGAUACGCACAGAGCAAACUUGCCUGUCUUCUUUACGCACGAGAAGCCGCGAAACGCUACAGUUUCACCAACAUUGCCAUUAAUCCUGGCGAAGUCCAGACUGAGCUGUUCUCCCGGGAGGCGGGGGAUGAGAUGAUGAAACAUCUGCAGGACAAUGUCGCGCCCAAGAUGGCUGGUCCAAUUUCGGAGGGUGUAAAGAAUCACCUUUGGGCAACUACAUCGACAGAAAUUAAGAAUGGGGAGUUCUAUGAGCCCGUUGGAAAAACUGGAGGUCUGGAUGGUGCUGGGCUAGAUGAUGAGAUGGCGAAGAAACUUUGGGCUUGGACUGAGGAACAGCUGGAGAGCCAGGGUUUGUAA
Messenger RNA from Fusarium venenatum, 912 nucleotides. RefSeq lists its product as uncharacterized. The record is from RefSeq and is a predicted model, not a curated record. NCBI's taxonomy places the organism in Eukaryota, Fungi, Ascomycota, Sordariomycetes, Hypocreales, Nectriaceae.